Myxocyprinus asiaticus (Chinese sucker) is the source of this 2263-nucleotide messenger RNA. RefSeq names its product transmembrane ascorbate-dependent reductase CYB561-like. The record is from RefSeq and is a predicted model, not a curated record. Gene Ontology annotation, cellular component: lysosomal membrane. The transcript is spliced from 6 exons. Gene Ontology annotation, molecular function: oxidoreductase activity. Bases 232 to 993 code for a protein of 253 amino acids. Lineage: Eukaryota; Metazoa; Chordata; Actinopteri; Cypriniformes; Catostomidae.
GCAGCGGUCAAUGAAUCGUGCGUUUUCAUCAGUAUUGCUUGUAAGUUACCCACAUAAAGAGAAUUUAACGUGUGCGCAGAUGCAUUUAAAAAAGAUACAAUUUUGAAAGUAGGUGACAGAACACAAAACCCAGCAGUAAGAACCUAGUCCAAAUUAUUCCAUAAUAAAAACACGCCCAUUCCUCAAGCUGUCUGGAGACGUGGCCCCUCCACUGGACACACUGCGCAGGUAAUGGAGAGGAUCCCUUUAAGUAUGGGCAGCUUGCGAACCCUGCCGUGGUACGUGGCUGGUUCUCAGGUGGUAGGGGUGGCAUGCGUGGUAAUCACAGGUGUGUGGAUGGGACAUUACCGUGGAGGCUACGCCUGGGAUGGCUCAUUAAAUGAGUUCAACGUCCACCCUCUCUGCAUGGUCCUCGGCCUGGUCUUCCUGUAUGGAGAUGCUGUCCUGGUUUAUCGCGUCUUCAGAAAUGAGAGUAAACGUUCUGUGAAAAUUCUUCAUGCUCUGCUGCAUAUGAUGGCCCUUAUCAUCAGUAUUGUGGGUUUAGUGGCUGUAUUUGACUUCCAUUCAACGGCUAAGAUUCCCGACAUGUACUCUCUUCACAGCUGGUGUGGCAUGCUCACUUUUGUUCUGUUUUUCCUGCAGUGGUUGCUGGGACUGGGGUUUUUCCUGUUCCCCUGGGCAUCUGCUCAGUUGAGGAGUUGGUAUCUCCCACUCCACAUCUUCUUUGGCCUAUUGUUGCUGGCCAUGUCUGUGGGAACCUGUUUGCUGGGCAUUACAGAGAAACUGCUCUUCAGUAUCAUGCCGACCUACUCCAAGUUUGCCGCUGAGGGGGUUCUAGCAAACAUCUUGGGUUUGCUGCUUGUGUGCUUUGGGUUUGUGGUGGGCUACGUGGUGACGAGAGAAGAUUUCAGGCGGCCACCAAAUCCAGAAGAGGAGGCUCUGUCCGUGCACUUUAAGACCCUGUCAGAAGGGGAAAUUUCCAGCUCUCCUUAAGGUCUGAAUAUACAUGCCAAAAUCUGCCUUUAAACAUCUGUAGCUGCCUUCCUAGUUGUGUCUGUGCCAACCUGUCAACAAGUUCUUCUGUUUGUGAUUCCUGGCUGUUAUAUGGUAACAGCUGAUGGUAUCAGAAGAGUUACAAAAUAUAUAUUUUUUGGAUUGGCAGUGACUUUAACAAGUGUUUGUGUUGGACACCCCCUUGUGUCAUAUGGAAGUUAUAGCAGGAUUAAGCCAGAGCAUCUUCCUGCGUUUUAUCUUCCUGCAGUUAAAUUGCUACCUUACAAAAUAAAUAAACUUUUUUUUUGUUUUACUGUUAUGUUAUCUCAUAUAUAUAUAUAUACAGUGUUGGGGAGUAACGGAAUACAUGUAACGGGAUUACGUAUUUAAAAUACAAAAUAUAAGUAACUGUAUUCCACUACAGUUACAAUUUAAAUAAUUGGUAAUUAGAAUACAGUUACAUUCAAAAAGUAUUUUGAUUACUGAAGAGAUUACUUUGCAUUUUAUUGUCAUUUAUUUAAUUUAAUAUUUAGUCCUUUCAGAUGGAAAACAUUUAUACAUAUAAAUGAUGUGAUCCAAAGUGCAUUUCAACAGCGGUGAAACACUUUCUUAUGAUGUGUUACAUUCAUACGAGCAGACAAAGUAUGUAGUAAGUUUGGAGCAGAAGAAAUAGAAAUAAACCUUGUGUAAAUUGUCAGCUUUACGCUAAGCAAAAAUGCUAUUUCUAGCCAUUUUACAUGCACAUGUUACCAGGUAUGAUCAUAUUUUUUUUAUCAAGAAAAUUCACGAUGGAUCAUAAUUUCUUUUUUUCUAUUAAGACCUUUGAUAUUAGGGCAAAAAUCGUAUUCUUGAUGAUAAUUUUUGUAUUGUUUUCCUGUAAAAAUAUCUAAAAAUCCUUAAAACAAGAUCAAUUAGAUUUAUCUUGUUUUAGAAACAACACUGCAUAAGAUAUUUAGGUUUUGCAGAGAAUGUAUUUUCAACAUGUGUAUUUUGUCUUAAUGUACUGGCAGAGUUUUUAUAGUCAAAACAAGUGAAUAAAUCUAACAGUGCUGAAAAAGUAAUCCAAUUUAGAAUACGUUACUGACCUUGAGUAAUCUAAAGGAAUACAUUACAAAUUACAUUUUACAACAUGUAUUCUGUAAUCUGUAGUGGAAUACAUUUCAAAAGUAACCCUCCCAACCCUGUAUGUAUAUAUGUAUGUAUGUAUGUAUAUAUAUAUAAUAUAUAUACACACACACACACACACAGUUGUGCUCAAAAGUUUGCAUAC